AUGCUGUCUUUGCUUCCUACUGUUGUUGUGUUUCUACUUAUAAUUGAACCGUCCCUUUCCUCGGCAAACAAUACAACACCUACAACGUCCAUAAAUAACGAACCCUGCCCUGACAUCUUCUCAUCCAACAUCACAAAAUUGAACAACUGCGGUCGGCGAGGAUGGGUUGACGAGCCGAAUGGAAGAGGAACCAUGGAUAUAAUAUGGAGUUGCUGCUUUACCAUGUUUCUAUGUUCAUGGUCAAGCCUAUGCCUUAACGUACCUGGGCCAAACGACUCCCAAUGGAAGAUCCUCUGGCGAAAGGCUUGCCUCACAGCCUUGGCUCUUCUGGGUCCGGAAUUCAUUUUUCAAAUUGCACUAUCUCAAUGGGAAUCAGCACGUCGGUCUGUGGAAGACUUCGAGGCUUUGGGGGUUGAAGGGUGGACCAUGACGCAUGCAUUCUAUACCGAUAUGGGUGGCUUCGUUCUUAAGACAAAGGAUUCGGAGCCUUUUCCGAUCAACGCAAAGCAACUUCAUUAUCUGAUCACAAAGGGGCACGUCGAAUUCCCCAAGAUCGAUGAGCGAUUGAUCGCCGACAAGAAUAAGCUUGAUGGCAUGUUACGCCUGAUCACGAUCUUGCAAACCCUUUGGUUCGUCAUUAGCCUCUGCGGCCGCGCAUCGCAGCAGAUGGCUAUCACGACGGGUGAGCUCACGACUGCUGCAUUUAUUGUGUGCAGUGUUGCGACUACGGUGUGCUGGUACAACAAGCCAGCCGACGUGCAAACCCCCGAGAUCAUCGAGACGAACACCCCACUCGAGCAGAUACUGGCCGAGGCAGGCGAUGCGGCCAACAGGCAAUACCGACAGACCCCACUUGAUUUUUUGACGCGCAAGGAGUGGCCGUGGUCUCUGUACUGGUCAAAUUGGACCAAUAUCCUGCGCAAAAUGCGCAUCAUCAUCCAAGUCCACCGUCGGCCGGUCGAUCGAUUUCAGAAUACCAUCGUUCCCGAGCCCUCAAGGCUUGGCUAUGGACUAUUCCUGGCCCUGACGGUCAUCUAUGCGUCGAUCUUUGUUUGUGGCUGGAAUUACAGCUUCCCGACCCGGACCGAACAGUAUCUAUGGCGCAUAUCAUCCGUCGCUGUUUUGGUUUGCGCGUUUCUUUUUUGGGCGGUUGGGCAUUUCGCCUUUUCUGUGUAUCCGUCUCUGACCAGGCCAUUUCUUGAGUCGAGAAGAAAAGGAAAUGGCAAAGUCGACGAGGAAUCACCGCCGAAUUCUACAUGGCACGCUUUCAGGCAGCGCGCCAGCCGUGUGGGGGCUCGAAUCAGGAACAACUCCAUUGAGCGAGAUCCUGAGCUUACUAUCCCGCUGAAAGCUAUAUUGCCGAUAUACGUCCUGGGGGUGGUUUACUGCCAUGCCCGCACUUACAUCUUCCUCGAGGAUAUCCUCGAGCUUCGUUCGCUCCCAGCUAGUGCCUAUAGUACCGUGAACUGGAUAGAUUUUGCACCGCAUGUUUGA
Molecule: messenger RNA, 1494 nt
Organism: Penicillium alfredii
Lineage: Eukaryota; Fungi; Ascomycota; Eurotiomycetes; Eurotiales; Aspergillaceae
Exons: 1
Coding region: 1-1494 (497 amino acids)
Source: RefSeq, a predicted model, not a curated record